Striga hermonthica is the source of this 345-nucleotide messenger RNA. Lineage: Eukaryota; Viridiplantae; Streptophyta; Magnoliopsida; Lamiales; Orobanchaceae. The record is from the annotation of a GenBank genome assembly.
AUGCUAUUAUGGUCGGAGGACGAUGAUUCGGACAUCAUGAAAAGACACCAACCUUGGGCGGCGAUUCCAAUUUAUGAGCAUGGAGCUUGUGAUUACUUUGACUGGUUUGAUCCUCCAAUGUGUCGUAGGUCUAAAAUCAUAAUUCUAGGCCUCUUGAGGAAGAUGAAUGAAAGGCAAACUGAGAUUGAGAAGCUGAAACUGAAAAAUGAACAUUUGGUGGAGUUGAACAAAAAGUUGAAGAAGAUAGUCUUCAUUUUGGUUCUUUUACUGAUGUUGGUUAUUUUAUCCAAUUUCAAAGUUGCUAAGAGCCCAAAUGGAAUGAACCAAGUGAAGAUGCUUCAAUGA